UUCAUUCAUUUCCUCUUUCUAAUCUUUCCCUACAAUAUUCGCAAAAGAAUUUUCACGUAAUUCACUUUCAAAUUCGCCCCAUCGAUCCAUGUCGAACGAAAAAGAGAGAGAAAAUCAUGUUUAUUCGGCUAAACUCGCCGAACAAGCCGAGCGUUACGAUGAAAUGGUUGAGAGUAUGAAGAAUGUUGCGAAACUUAAUGUUGAACUUACUGUUGAAGAGCGCAACCUGCUAUCAGUCGGGUACAAAAAUGUCAUUGGUGCAAGAAGGGCCUCUUGGCGAAUUAUGUCAUCGAUUGAACAGAAAGAGGAAUCAAAGGGAAAUGAGAAUUAUGUCAGUCUGAUUAAGGGAUACCGCAAGAAGGUUGAAGACGAACUUUCCAAGAUUUGCAGUGACAUUCUUGAUAUCAUAGAUAAGCAUCUGGUACCAUCUUCUGGAUCAGGAGAAGCUACUGUUUUCUACUACAAAAUGAAAGGUGACUACUUCCGCUAUCUUGCUGAGUUCAAGACAGACCAAGAACGAAAGGAAGCUGCCGAUCAAUCACUGAAAGGCUACGAGGCUGCUUCUGCGUCUGCGAGUACAGAUCUCCCAUCGACUCACCCAAUCCGUCUUGGGCUGGCUCUAAACUUCUCGGUGUUUUACUAUGAAAUUAUGAAUUCUCCUGAGAAGGCCUGCCACUUGGCUAAACAAGCUUUUGAUGAGGCGAUUGCGGAGUUGGAUACGUUAAGUGAGGAAUCAUACAAAGAUAGCACCUUGAUCAUGCAACUGCUGAGAGAUAAUCUCACUCUCUGGACUUCUGAUUUGCCGGAGGAUGGUGGAGAUGAAAACCCCAAAGGCGAAGAGCCAAAAUCAGCUGAACCAGAGAAGAAGCAGUGACGAAGAAAACAAGAGCCCUUAAUUAAACAGGCAGUAUUUUGAACUUGCAAAGUUUGUUGCAGGAGAGUUUGUUAUUAUUAUUUUUGAAAAAUGGGAUUCAGUUUGUCUGUUUUAGGUUAACAAGUUGAUCUGCAUGAUAUUUGGUUUCUCCUUGUUAAGUUCAGUUUUAUGGCACACUUCUCCUUAAUGUUGU
This is a messenger RNA of Helianthus annuus (common sunflower), 1067 nucleotides long. RefSeq names its product 14-3-3-like protein GF14 iota. The transcript has 7 exons. Gene Ontology annotation, cellular component: cytoplasm. Gene Ontology annotation, biological process: signal transduction. Bases 89 to 874 code for a protein of 261 amino acids. The record is from RefSeq and is a predicted model, not a curated record. Lineage: Eukaryota; Viridiplantae; Streptophyta; Magnoliopsida; Asterales; Asteraceae.